ACAAAAGUUGCAAAGAUACGAAUUUUUGUUUACGAUUCAAAGGAUAAACUAAUCGAAAUAACAAACAAACAAAGUUUUUAUGUCUAGUUAAUACGUUUAACGUAUUUGAGAUAUCCUUUCAAUAAUGACACAGCAAUUAAUUAACGAAAAUAGUAAAUACAUAUUGGAUUUAUUCUCAGAACAAACAGUUGAUUCUCAAAGUUUGGAGUCAAUAUGCGCUCAAGUUCAGAAACGAUUUCCGAAAGCAGAAUACUUCAAUCUAUCUCUUCUACUAUCAUCACUGAUAACUGGUGGGGAUCUCUCCUUGCCUGGCCAGCGAGUAGUCGCUCUGGCUCUGAUCUACGAUUUCUACAAAACAGAUAGCCCCUUCAGUUCUCUGUUUCUGAACCUACUUGAAGGAAAACCUGGGCUCUUGCCACUUGCGCCACAGGAGAGGAUAUUUAUAGCACAGAUAUUUGGGUUUAUACCCGCUAAUGCUAAGGAUGUCUUGAAAAAGUCAGCCAAACAAGUGAUGUUAACAGAAGUAGCGAGUAAGGAUCUGGAAUUUGAUUACUCGGCGUUACAGUCGCUGGUCACGGAGAGAACUGCAGACAUGAGCGCUAUAGCGAGGGUCACGGCAUCUGCGCUGGUUCCUUUGGGCGAUGGGAGUCCUCCCAACCGCAUAGCGAUGAAGGAACUACUAGAAGCACUAAUGUCUAAUGAGUACCUACCGCUGCAUAGGACUUUGAAACCAACGGGGCCGAUCCCACCGCCGCCGUUUCUGCUAGACCCACUUGAUGUUAAUUUUGCUAAGGAUGGUGUUUGGAAAAAUCUACCGAAUCGCGGAACCUACGUGCCUCUGUACGACACAGAUCUAGACGGUCUGUUAGGGUUAAAGCCGCCGGAAAAAGUGGAAAAGAAAGUGGUACAAACACCUAAACCUAAGGAAGAGAAAAAAGAGAAGCCAGAAGAGAAGAAGUCAGAAGAGAGAGACGCGACCAGCACGGUCAGUGAGGCGAAGGAAUUAACACAAUUGGCUUUGAAAUCUGCGUUAUCUGUACCACAUCAGCAACGACUCUUGGCCAUAUUGGACCAGACACCGGAUAUAGUGUAUGAAAUUGGUGUAACACCACCGCAGCUCCCGGAGCUAGUGGAAAACAAUCCGAUGGUGGCCAUAUCUGUGCUGCUCAAACUGAUCCACUCGCAGCACAUCACGGAGUACUUCUCCGUGCUCGUGAACAUGGAGAUGUCGCUGCAUUCUAUGGAGGUUGUUAAUCGACUAACAACAUCCGUAGACCUGCCAGUGGAGUUUGUACACCUAUACAUAAGCAACUGUAUAUCAACGUGUGAGACGAUCCGCGACCGCUACAUGCAGAACCGGCUCGUGCGGCUCGUCUGUGUGUUUUUGCAGUCGCUUAUUAGGAACAAGAUUAUUAAUGUUAAGGAAUUAUUCAUAGAAGUAGAAGCGUUUUGUGUAGAAUUCAGUCGAAUUCGCGAAGCGGCGGCGCUGUUCCGUCUCCUCAAACAACUGGACUCGGGUGAACACAAGGAGAAAGAUUAACGAACGAGGUUCUUCAGGAAUAAACUCAGACUGAGGAAGCUGGGAAAGUGAUGUCACAUCUGACAAAUAAUCUUUGAUAAGUCAUAAGAUACAUCGAAUAUAGUGCGAUUUUAUGGCACGUAGCAAAAUUCGGAACUAAGGCUGUCUUCUUGUAAAACGUCACUUGAAGACAAAUAGAUAGUGGAGUGUGUUGUUUCGUGCGAUUAUGUUUCCCUAUUUAUUAUAAUUUGAAAUAUCUUAUUCCGAUAACUCAAACAAAAAAAAUACAAAAUAUUAAUUACGCAACGAUAACUUCAUCGUUAACACACUACACUCUAUGAAAAAAUAUAAAAAUGUGUGCGUGUACUAGUGUACACACGUAAGAAGUGAAACUUCUUUAUGACCUUAUUUUUCAUAAAAUAAUUUACUAUAUGCAACUUUACAGAAAUACGUGUCGAAUCACGUGUGGUAGGAAUAAGAAAAAUGUCACGCGUAACGAAAAAAUGUUGCACUGAAUUUUUUCCAACCCCGAUAUAGAAGUUUCACUUCGAAAAUGUUAAAGUAUCCCCAAAAUUGAAAAAAUUAGCUUUACGGACCGUAUCUAAAUUUCCUGAAACAAAGGAGCCAUUUUGACAGUGUCAUCCAAUUGUUCUAUGUACUAUUUGUCUAUG
Colias croceus (clouded yellow) is the source of this 2190-nucleotide messenger RNA. RefSeq names its product CCR4-NOT transcription complex subunit 11 (gene Not11). Gene Ontology annotation, biological process: mRNA catabolic process; negative regulation of translation. NCBI's taxonomy places the organism in Eukaryota, Metazoa, Arthropoda, Insecta, Lepidoptera, Pieridae. The coding region runs from base 125 to 1540 and encodes 471 amino acids. The transcript is spliced from 10 exons. Gene Ontology annotation, cellular component: CCR4-NOT complex. The record is from RefSeq and is a predicted model, not a curated record.